GACUACAGACUUGCAUCAGUUGGUCUUUGUGUUGUGAACACAUCAAGACGUGGGUACCCUCCAGAAGAUGGAGCUCACAUUGCCUUGCAUGAGUAAUUUUCAAAUUUUUAACAUUUUCACCACAUCAUUUUCAGGGCCUGAAAAAACUUGAAUUCCAGCUUAAAGUCCUUCAAACAAUCAGUUGUCACAUUUUGCUUCUCCAGGGUCAUUAAAAUUAAUGCAUGAAAUAGUUCAUGAUUUAUUCAGAAGAUUGCUUGCCUGGCAGUUUCCCAUUAGGCAUAAGCAAACAUGAAAAGUUACUGCUACAACUGUAUACUGUACAUGUAGUUGUUGUCGUGUUAGUUGUCGUGGACCACUGAAUGACUCUUUUGUGGGCCCUGCAAUUAAUUUUCACCUUAGAGAAGAUUUCUGGCUUUCGCCAACAGUCAGAGUGAAUGCCAUAACUUUUGUGCUAAUCCUCUGGAUAAAUUACUCAUGAGUCUCCCAGUACUCUACUGUGCAAAUCUCCCUGUCUCUUGUAGGGAUAAUUAAAUCUUGUGGAUAAAAAUGAAUUUGGAACUUUUCUUUGCUUUAGCUUGAAUUUCUGCCCAAUCAAAUGAAAAGAGAAUUUUCACAGUCUGUAAUUCAUGUAAGUCUUUGUAUAAAUUAUGACCGCGCAGGAGGGGAGGAUGCUUUUUAUAAAGUACAUGCAACAGGGAUAAGAUACAAGAAUUUUUCUUCUGUUUACAGGAACUGGAAAAGUUUUCAGAUAUUGAUCUUGUUGUUUUUGUUGUGGAAAAUGCUGAUGAGGUAAGACUAAUUCAUUUUAGUUAGGUUCACUUUUGUGUCCAUUGAUAAAAUUCUUUCAUGUGGUGUCUCCUGUUCAAGAGACAGCAUUUCCAAGCAGCUUUUGUGAUAGACUUGAAAUCCAACAGCCCCAGUUCAAGUCCCAUUCUAAUCAUUGCUGCAUGUAUUGUUUCUCAAUUUUGUCAACUUCAAAUCCUCCUUCGCAUUUGUAACUAGCCAGUUGGUUGCCUCCUGCCAGUUGGGUUUUUCAUCCUGUCAUGCUGUAGGUGUACCAUUUGUCUUGUAAUAUUGCAUAGAAGUACUUGGAUGUAAACUAACCAGAACAGCUGAGUACACUUCCGUUAUAAACAAAAACCAUUUUCUAGCAGUGUAUUUACUCUGUGCUAUCUGAUGUUCAGUAAUUUCUACCAGGCCUGCAUUAAGGGCCAGAGGUUGAGGAUUUCCCCUGGUUACUAUGAGCGUGAUCUCCAGUUAUGUACUUUCAUGGGAAACAAAAGGAAAAAGAAACAAAAGAACUCGCUAGCUGUUCAAUUCCUUUCUGCUAAUUUCAUACACCUGCCAACUUGAAAUCUUAGUGACAGUUCUGUUAUACAUUAAACAAGGAGGAUUUUUUUUGACAAUGUUGACCUGUAGAACUUGUGGUAACGUUGUGAAAAAACAUGGCCUGUUUUGUGAAUAAUUAUUAUUUCCAAGUACAAUCAACUCCCUUUAUAAAGGACACUGUGGGGACCUUGAGUUAAUGUCCUCAUUAUUUGUUUCAGUCAAACAUCUGUAAUUUAUUUUUGCCUGGGAUUUAGCUGCUGUUUUCAGGGUACAAGUUGAUGAGGAAGAUGAAGACGGUCAAAUUGUCCCCUUUAAAGCUCAGGAUCACGCAUCUGAUUCACGCCAGAGAACCUAUCGCUUAUGGUACACCAUUGAAGUUCAAGCCUCAGCACCUCCUCCUGAGAGAACCUUUGAAGUGACGUGUGCUGCACACUCC
Messenger RNA from Porites evermanni, 1765 nucleotides. The record is from the annotation of a GenBank genome assembly. NCBI's taxonomy places the organism in Eukaryota, Metazoa, Cnidaria, Anthozoa, Scleractinia, Poritidae.